Molecule: messenger RNA, 778 nt
Organism: Drosophila hydei
Lineage: Eukaryota; Metazoa; Arthropoda; Insecta; Diptera; Drosophilidae
Exons: 1
Coding region: 10-726 (238 amino acids)
Source: RefSeq, a predicted model, not a curated record
UAUAGUAGGAUGCAUUGGGGUACAAUAGCUCUAAUUACGCUCUGUAGCCUGGGCACAGGACUAUCGGCAAUCGCACUAGCACCAGCAGCACCAGCAGCACCUGCUAGUCCCGCUGUACCUCCGAGCAAUUUCUAUUUAGAGCUAAGGAGCGUAUUGCGCAAUGUGCCUCAUAAGCAGAUCGAGCACCUCGUUCAGGCCUAUCUGCUGAACGAUGCAGAAUUUCAAGCAGUCGUGCGGGAGAUCAAUUCUCUGGCCACAUAUCGCCUGCGGCUGCAGCUACUCAAUCAGCCGGAGCUGCGUCAAUUCCUCCAAUGGCUGUCCCAGCAGCUGAUCCUGUCAGGCGGGUCACUCAAAGUGUUCGACGAUCUGGAGCUGGAGAUCAAGGUGCUCAACAAAUACCCCCAUUGGGCGCAGUCAGUGAAUGGCAUAGCCGGCUUCGAACAGGAAUUCGACUACAUCUAUCCACUGGCAUCAAUUCGCAAGCUCCUCGAGACAAGUGCCCAGCAGAGCGCCGUCUUUGGUCAGUUCUGGCAGCGUGUGGUGGCCCUCAAGCCGGUCUACGAACGCUUCUUGGCCACAUCCCAGGCAACCGCAUUUGCUAGCCGUUUGCGGAAUUUGGGAGUUGAUGUCAAUGGCUUGGACUCAUUUGUACGCUACCAAUUGGGCUGGAGCAACGAAACACUUCCCAAUAACUAUGAAUAUGACUACAAUUACGGAUUCUAUUAAACCAUAAGCAUAAGGAGCGAGCGGGCAAGCAAUUUGCUAAUAAUUACCUAUC